CGCAGGGGGGAUCCGGCCGAGCCGAGCCGAGCCGAGCCGAGCCUGGCGGCUCCGCCACGGCCCGUCCUCCGGCCCCGCUCCCGAAAUGCCAUUCUCGUGAGUGUGCAAGGAACCUACAGAACUGUAAUGUCUAACCCUACAUGGAAUAACAACUCUUGGAAGUUUUUUGGGCUGUACCCGACUAUGUGCAAAACUUAACAAAUCGGCUGCAGCUCCUGCUAAGGAUCAGCCUUGGUACAGAAACAGUGGUAGUUAAAAGGCACAUGAGAACAUCAGAAACAGCUGGUUUUGUGCCUAGGUUUCACUCAUAGAGAGUUUUUAGGUGGCAGAGACGCGGUGAAGCUGAGAGUGGGGCAGGCAGAGCUGAUGGGGGAGCCUGGGGUGUAGCCCAGGAUGGACUGGCUGUGACGACGUGCCUUAGCCGGAGAGGUUGUUACCAUGAAGAGUUCCUGCAGAGCUGGCCUCCACAGGGAACCGCUGAAUUCCACAUCCUCCACCUUCCAUCAAGUCAAACGGGUUUCUGGUAUGCACUUAAAGCCAUAUCUCAAGUUACAGAAGAAAGAGCGAUCCCCAGAAAUAAGCCAGGAUUCCCUGCGAGGCCACCAGGGACCAACACAAGGAGAAAAAUACACCAACUGCAGCAAACUGAACGUUUUCCCCAAACCCUCCCUCGUGACUCCAUCUCAGAAGCUUCUGGGGAUUAUUUAUCCAAAUACUAUGUGCAAUAUGAACGGGAAGGGCCCAGCGGACGCUCCAAGCGCAAGGGAAAAGAAGAACGCCCUGUCUGCGACGAUCCACCAGGGAGAAGAAGGGGAAGGGCCGCUGGAUGUCUGGGCUGUGGUGAAACCUGGCAACACCAAGGAGAAAAUCGCCUUCUUUGCGGCGCAGCAGUGCAGCAGCAACACCCGCGCGGGCUCCAUGAAAAUCAAGAGCACGUGGGACAUCGACGGGAGAACGGCCAAACGCAGGAAAAAAUCGGUGGAUCUUAAAAAAGCCAAAAUCCAACUGGAAAGAAUGAGGGAGGCGAACGCCAGGUACUCCCAGCCGGAGCCUUUCGCCUGCGGCAUCGAGCACUGCUCGGUGCACUUCGGGAGCGACAGCGGGGAGGGCGCGUUCCCGGGCCGCUCCCUGUCGGUGAUCGAGAUGGUGGCGUUCCUGGAGCAGCGGGCCAGCGCCCUGCUGGUGGACUGUGCCAAGACCUGCACGGCCACCUCUGCCACCAGGCUGAGCGCCCAGCCCAAGGCCACCCCGCCCGGCUCCGACCCCUUCUCCUCGGGCGGGGCGUGCGAGGCGGAGCGCGGCCCCGGCGAGCCCCAGGGCGAGCCCGUGCGGGUGCUGGACAUGGUGGCCAAGCUGGAGUCCGAGUGCCUGAGGCGGCAGAGCGAGCGCGAGGCCGGGAGCCUCUCCCGCAACAACAGCUUCCGCAGGAACGUCGGCAGGGUGCUCCUGGCCAGCAGCACCCAGCCCGAGGGAGACGGGGAGAAGGGGGACCCGGCUCAGGGGGACGGCCUGGGGGAGGCAGGGGUGGCAGAGGCUGGCUACGGAGGUCGCUGUGGCCCUCUGGGCACCACCGAGCUGUGGGAUGGCGGUGCCUCUGCUCGGCAGCCGUUUCCUUCGGGGCUGGAUACCCGGGUGGGGAAUGUGAAUUCGGGACUUGCCCACGCGGUGUUGGCGAUGACAGCUGGCAGGAAUGACACUGAAACGCAGAUUGAGCCUCCCAGGGCUCUGCUGUCCCCGUGUCCAGCUGCUGCCAGGCUGCCAGCGGAUCCCUUGCAGAGCAAGAAUGCGACUGUUGAUUGUAUGUCGAAAGAGCCUGUAAUUUUCCCAAAGCAUCCUGCUAGGAAGGAGCCCUUAUGCAUCAGUAUAUCAGUCACCAAGACAGAGGAAGGGUGCAGGAAGGAGAAGCUCUCCAGUUCUGGUGAGGAUUCACUCCCAGGGAGGCUGUUUUUCCUCCAGGGUGAGCAGCCUGCUGCUCAUGAGCAACAGCCACGGCGGGAGAGUAUCCAGGAGAAGCCAGGGGAAGUAGCCCCAAACGAGGAUGAGGAUGCUCUGGCAUCUGCUAGAUCGUGUGUCAGAAGCAGUGUCCCUACAGAGCCAUCGGCCCCUUCCGUCCCUCCCACAGAAGGGGCUUUGCAAGUACUUGACGCUUCCUGCCUAAAGCGGCAGGUUUCACAUGACUUUCUGGAAACCAGGUUUAAAAUCCAACAGCUUUUGGAGCCUCAGCAGUACAUGGCCUUCUUGCCUCACCACAUCAUCGUGAAGAUCUUUGGGUUGCUUCCCACCAGGAGCCUGGUUGCCCUAAAAUGCACUUGCUACUACUUCAAAUUCAUCAUUGAGUACUACAACAUCAGGCCGGCGGACUCGCGCUGGGUGCGCGACCCUCGUUACCGGGAAGACCCCUGCAAGCAGUGCAAGAAGAAAUACGUGAAGGGGGACGUGUCCCUGUGCCGGUGGCACCCCAAGCCCUACUGCCAGGCCCUGCCCUACGGGCCUGGCUACUGGAUGUGCUGCCACCGCUCCCAGAAGGGCAUCCCGGGCUGUAAGCUGGGUCUCCAUGACAAUCACUGGGUCCCUGCCUGCCACAGCUUUAACCGUGCGAUCCAUAAGAAAACCAGAGGAGCUGGAGCAGAGGUGGAAGAGGAAUAUUAGUGCACAAACACUUUCCUGCAAGAUUGUUUGGGAUAGGAGGAGGAGAUUCUCAUGCCUUGUGCUGUUUACAGUGUAUAUAAUUGUCGUGAUUAUUUUUUUUUCCCCCACAGGGCUAUGAAACUGCACAUACUCAAACACAAGAGCCUUUACCUUUUAGAUUAAAAGAGAGCUUUUAGUCCAUCUCUGUAAAUAACACUAUAAAAACUAAUUGUACAUACAGAGUCUACAGCUGGCUGAACAAGGUAACCCCUACAAUGCAGCUAUCCCAGUGUUGCGGCUAUAGGUGUGUGUGUUUUUAAGUGUCUUGUUUCAAAAUCUGUAUAUCCUGUAUAAUAUAUGAAUGUUUCUGAGAAGAAACUCUAAAUAGGUAAAGGUCAACUUGUUUAAAGAAGCUGCAGACAACUUAACUGGACAACAAACUUUAGACUAUAGAGCAGAUCCAUUAUAUUAGUGUGGCAGUGGAUUAAAAAAAAACAGAGAAAUAUUAUUGUAUAGUCAGAAUAUAAAAAAAAAGUUCUUGUCUACCUUACCCAUGUUGUCUGGUUGGGGUUUUUUUUUUUUGGUUCUUUUUUUUUUUUACAUAAAUAAAAUGUGCAUUCUAGAUCUGCCUUACCAGACAUUCUCUUGUAAGACUUUUGCCCCAAAAUAAAAAUGCUGUAAAACACGUGGCAGAAACUUGGUGCUGUGCUGUAGUUCAGACGUGCAAUGUGCUUUCUCUAGCAAACCUGUCCUGCUAACAAAGAAACAAAAACUCCCAGCUCUCUAGUACUUGGAGAACUCCCUGCUGUAAGAGUCACAGAUUCCAGCUUUUCCUUUCCUUCCUGCCAGCCCUGCGUGCAGCAGAGGCUCCUUUCAUCGGGAAUUCUGGUGCUAGGUGUGUAAAGCUUGCAAAAACUUUCUGGUCCUCCCGCUUCUUGGCUCUUGUGUGGGCACCUGCCCCAUUCCCUGGAUGCUCAAGGACGGAGUGUGGGUCCAGCAGGAUCAAUGUGGAGUUGCCUUGGCUCUGUGGUGUGCCAGAAGCUUUCCUAUCUCUCUGUAUGGAGUUUUCCCUUGCAAGAAGAAUCCUUGCAGUGCUUUGCCCUGCUGUGCUGCAGCCCUUGGCCUCUCCUGCCAGUGCUGUGGGUCGCUGCUUUCCAGGAGAAUCGCAGAGGUUUGUGCCAGAUCAACGGCGAUUCCUCGCACUCGGAACGGGAGCGGAGCGUGGAAUCCGUGGCAGAAUUUCCCUGGAUCCAUUCCUGGCCAUGCUGUGAGCCAGACCUCAGCCUCCCGUUAGAGCCCUCGCAGGGUGGAUGGUUCGGAAGCCUGGGAAUGGACCUUGUUCAGUCCAGCAGCCGCAUCCAGCUCCAUCGGGGGAGCAGCAGCCGUUUUCCAGGGAGCCCAACGGAGCGGGGCAGCCGUGCCUUUGCCCUGGCCACGUCUUUCUCUCCCCCACUUGGUGCUGUUGCUGUUCCUCUGCCCCUUCUCAGGGCACAGAUGGACUCCUGGCUCUCACCAUUCCAGCUGGAGCAGCCGAAAUCUCUGACCUGGUGCAAGAAGAGCUGGUGCCACCUUCCCAUGGGGCUCACCUCGGGCCUUCCUCUGCCCUGCCAAGCCCAGGGAGCCGCUGGAAAAGGCAGGGAUGGGGUGGCCCUGUGCCUGGCUCAUGCUGUUCUCUAUCCUUUGGUGCUGGAUCAGCAAGGUAUGGAAAACUGCUGCCUGUGGGGGCCAGGCUGAGCCACCCACCUCCACCUGCCCUGGGCUCCCAGGGAGUGAUUCACCUGGUUUUGGAGCGUCAGGAGGACAAAAGAGGGUUUUGAAGGCUUUUGUUCUCUGACAGUGGGAGAAGGAAAAUCGAGCCCUGGCAGCCUGAAAUGUGGGUUUAGUGAGCUCAGGCUUUUCAGGGAGGUUUAAAGGAUGUGCUGGUUUUAUAUUUUGCCUUCACCUGCUCCUGCCACCCACCGGGUGUCAGCCACCCCUCCCAGAGCUGCUCAGCCUCCCUGCACUGCAGACAUGAUGACAAGCAGGAGGAAUGAAAUAAGGAAUCUGAAAGAAGGGUGCGGCUGCCUUGUAAUCGGCUGGGAAGAGGGAGAGGAAAAGCGGGAUCCCUCCUUAAUCCCUGACUUCAUCCUCUAACAGGGUGCAGGCUUCACCCAAACUUCCAUCUGCUCCCUCGGCUGCGCCCAGACCAGCAGCAAAACAACCUCCAGGCUGUUGUUUUGCCAAAGCCAUCGGCAUCAAAGGCCUUCAGCUUAAUUUUGAUUAGGGGAAAAGGAAAAGAAGCUGCUUUCCUGCCCCCCCACCCAAGACUGUGGAAAACUUGAGGCUGACAGCAGCGAGGAAAGUCCCUGUGAGGCUGGAAUGGAGUGGCAGAGGAAAAUAUUUUGUAAUUAGAUAAGGGGCCAGUGAGGUCAUUUUAUUUGGAACAGGGUAUAAGAUUUUGUUGAACAAGGGGAAAAACGAGGAUAAAAUAAUACCAUGAGGCUAUUUUGUUCUUGGAGCAGGUAAAUCCAGAGGACAACUUGCUAUCUACCCUACCCCAUCUCUGCCCUCCCCCAGGCUGGCUGGGGAGUGUGGGCAGGUUUAUACAUCAUUUAUUACGUUGUCUGCCGGAACUGUCCCUCCUGCACAGCACUGCUGUUAAAAAUUGUUUCAUGGAGCAAGCUUUUGCAGCCAGAAGUGGGUUGGUUCUGAAUGUUGCCAUGCUGAACUGCCUGCAAGCUUUUUUUUUUUUUUUUUUUUUUCCUGUAAUGUUGUAAAAUGCAGAUUUCUGUUUCCUUAAGGGAUGGUUCAGGGAGAAGCCAAGGUCUGAUCAAUGUUAGGGUUUUGGUUUUUCUUCCUAAGAAGCAAUUAAAAAAAAAUAAAAUCCAGUGUUGGAUUUACAAA
Pseudopodoces humilis (Tibetan ground-tit) is the source of this 5511-nucleotide messenger RNA. NCBI's taxonomy places the organism in Eukaryota, Metazoa, Chordata, Aves, Passeriformes, Paridae. The record is from RefSeq and is a predicted model, not a curated record.